Fusarium keratoplasticum is the source of this 1554-nucleotide messenger RNA. RefSeq lists its product as uncharacterized. Gene Ontology annotation, biological process: fatty acid metabolic process. Gene Ontology annotation, molecular function: medium-chain fatty acid-CoA ligase activity. NCBI's taxonomy places the organism in Eukaryota, Fungi, Ascomycota, Sordariomycetes, Hypocreales, Nectriaceae. The record is from RefSeq and is a predicted model, not a curated record. Bases 1 to 1554 code for a protein of 517 amino acids. The transcript has 5 exons.
AUGGCAUUGACCCUCCAAACCGCCAUCAACCAGGGCAAUCCCCUCGCCGAGGCCGUCAUCGUGCCCUCCAAGCCCAACGCCCUCACCAAGCGCUACUCGGAGCUCCAGGCCGACGUGUCCGCCUUCCAGCGCAAGCUCGCCGACCUCGGCAUCACCAAGGCCGCGCCCGUGAGCAUCGCCCUCGUCAACUCGUACGAGUUCAUCGUCUCCUUCCUGGCCGCCUCGUGGCAGCGCGGCAUCGCUGCGCCUCUCAACCCCAACUACAAGCAGGACGAGUUUGAGUUUUACAUUGACGACGUCAAGAGCGCCAUCGUCCUCGUUCCCCGGGGUGCCUGGGCUGCCAACGCUCCCAGCGUCAAGGCCGCCAAGAAGUUCAAUGCCGCUGUCGCAGAGUGCUACUGGGACACCUCCAAGGGCGAGGUUGCUCUGGACGUCAAGGACUAUGGCCUCCUGAAGGGUAAGACGGAAAAGGUCUUGACUGCUGAGCCUGAUGAUGUUGCUCUCAUUCUCCACACCAGUGGCACUACAUCUCGACCCAAGGUGGUUCCUCUCACUCAUCGCAACCUGACCCGAACUAUGCACAACAUCAAGCAGACAUAUCAGCUCACCGAUAAGGACCGAACCAUGCUGGUCAUGCCUCUGUUCCACGUCCACGGCCUGCUCUGCGGUCUCCUAGCGCCCCUCUUCACCGGCGGUUCCAUGGUCGUGCCCACCAAGUUCUCAGCCUCUGAGUUCUGGGUCGACUUUAUCGCCCACAAGGCCAACUGGUACACAGCCGUCCCUACCAUCCAUCAGAUCCUGCUCAAGAACCCUCCCCCGAGCCCCAAGCCAAGCAUUCGCUUCAUCCGCUCCUGCUCCAGCCCCCUGUCGCCCACCGUCUUCCAGCAGCUCGAGGAGACAUACAACGCCCCCGUCCUCGAGGCUUACGCCAUGACCGAGGCGUCGCACCAGAUGACGUCGAACCCUCUUCCCCCUGCCAAGAGAAAGGCUGGCACCGUCGGUAUCGGCCAGGGCGUCGAGGUCAGGAUCCUCAACGACCAGGGUGAGGAGGUGUCCCAGGGCUCCGAGGGCGAGAUCUGCAUCAAGGGCGAGAACGUGACCAAGGGUUAUCUCAACAACCCCUCAGCCAACGCUUCUUCUUACCACAAGAACGGCUUCUUCCGCACGGGUGACCAGGGCAAGAAGGACGAGGACGGAUAUAUCAUCAUCACCGGCCGCAUCAAGGAGCUCAUCAACAAGGGCGGCGAGAAGAUUAGCCCCAUCGAGCUGGACAAUGUCCUGACCCGCCACCCCAAGGUCAGCGAGGCCGUCAGCUUUGCUAUCCCCGACGAGGUGUACGGUCAGGACAUUGGCGUGGCGGUGGUUCUCAAGAACGGCGAGAAGCUGACGGCCAGCGAGCUCAAGGGCUGGGUGGAGGAGCGAUCUGCCAAGUUCAAGGUGCCCAAGAAGGUUUACUUCACCGAGGUGAUGCCCAAGACGGCGACGGGCAAGAUCCAAAGGAGGAUCGUGGCCGAGACCAUGAUGAAGCAGGAGACUCCCAAGGCCAAGCUGUAA